UAGGCCAAAACAACCACCCAACAAGGCGUUGUGCUACUAUGGGGAAAUACCGAGCACAAACCAGCAGAAAACGGGCUUGUUUUAGUUUGGGGUCGAUGUAAAUGAGACAAGUUCCCGUCAAAGUCGCUUGAACUCUGACCGAUGGCAUAUUGAGGAUUAAAUGUGGACGUUGACGUCGAGCCGUGCGUAAUGAGGAGAGUUGGAAAAAGAAGGUGUUGAGCUGCAUUUUUUCUCUCUACCAGGGACAACUUGGAUCGGAGUAUUGGCAAAGUGCGGGCUGAUCCGUGGAGAAAUCCUACCCAUGGAGCUCCCCUCUGUCUGGGCUGUCCUGCUGCGCCCGGGCCCCUGAGCGCUGGCAUUCGACCUGCGGAGAGGAGACCAGAAUGACUGGGCCAGAGGGGCAACCCCCGUACAGCAUAUGAAGAGCAGAGAGGAUGGGUGCCAAUGGGUCCAGCUACCCACACUCCUGCUCCCCGCGCAUAGGGGGAGGUUCACAGCCACAGCAGACCUUUAUAGGCACGUCGUCAUACUCCCAGCAGGGUUAUGGCUGGGAGUCAAAGCUGUACAGCCUGGAGCACGGCCAUGAGCGGCCGGCUGACAGGAAGAAGAAGAGUUUGGGGCUGGCCACGCUCAAGCGCAGGUUCAUCAAGCGCAGGAAGUCCAGCCGUUCAGCUGACCACGCGAGGCAGAUGAGAGAGCUGCUGUCUGGGUGGGACGUUCGAGACACCAACGCCCUAGUGGAGGAGUAUGAGGGCACCGCUGCCCUCAAGGAGCUGAGCUUUCAGGCCAGUCUGGCCCGCGCUGAAGCCCCCAAUCUACAGAGGGACCUGGCAGCACUGUAUCAGCACAAGUACUGCACAGACGUGGACCUCAUCUUUCACGGGACAUGCUUCCCUGCACACAGGGCUAUCCUGGCUGUGCGCUGCCCCUUCUUUAAGAGUCUGCUGACAUCAGCCCCGGGCUAUGGAGCCGAGGUGCUCAUGGAUGUUGACACAGCAGGCAUAGACGUGCCCAUGUUCUCAGCUCUGCUGCAGUACCUGUACACGGGGGAGUUUGGGGUGGGGGCAGCAGAGGACAGCCGCCUGCAGAAUGUGGAUGUCCUGGUGCAGCUCAGUGAAGAGUUUGGGACUCCUAACUCCCUGGAGGCUGACAUGAAGGGCUUGUUUGACCACAUGUGCUACUAUGAUGCUCUGCUCAGCUUCUCCUCAGACUCUGAGAUGGUGGAGGGCUGUGGUGAGAGAGUGGCUGUGGCGUGCCCCUCUACAGUAGGGUCAAGUGGGACUGUGGCCCCAGGGACCCCUGAGGAGGACCUGAGGGCCCAUAAGGCCAUCCUCUCUGCACGCUCCCCUUUCUUCAGAAAUCUUUUACAGAGGCGUAUCCGCACUGGGGAGGAGAUGACAGAGCGCACACUGCACACACCCACUCGUAUCGUCCUGGAUGAAUCCAUCAUUCCACGGAAGUACGUGCAGGUCAUCCUACACUGCAUGUACACCGAUGUGGUGGAACUGGGGCUGGUGCUGAGGGGGAGCCCCUCCACAGGGAGUUUAGGGGAGGUACAGGCCCUGGUGUCAGGAGGCCGCGGGGCCAGCACACGCACAGAGGAGGCCAUGGAGCUCUACCACAUUGCUCUGUUUCUGGAGUUCAGCAUGUUGGCUCAAGGCUGUGAGGACAUCAUCGUGGAAAGCCUGUCCCUGGACUCUCUGGUGCCCAUCCUGAAGUGGAGCUCGCAGCCGUACGGAUCGAAGUGGGUCCACAGACAGGCCAUGCACUUCCUCUGUGAAGAGUUCAGCCAGGUGGUCUCCUCAGACGUCCUCUACGAGCUGGGCAAGGAGCACCUUCUCACUGCCAUCCAGUCUGACUACCUGCAGGCGAGUGAGCAGGACAUUCUAAAGUAUGUGGUGAAAUGGGGCGAGCAGCAGCUUAUAAAGAGGAUGGCAGACAGGGAGCCCAAUCUGCUGAGUGGCACGGCUCACAGUGUGAACAAAAGGGGCGUGAAGAGGAGGGACCUGGAUGUGGAGGAGCUGCGGGAGAUCCUGUCUCCCCUCCUGCCUUUCAUCCGGACAGAGCACAUCCUGCCUUCAAACAGCGACGUGCUCGCCGACGCGCUCAAGCGGGGUCUGAUAAGCACCCCUCCCCUAGACAUGCUGCCCACAGCCGAAGGGGGGAAAGCCAAUGCCUGGUUGAGACAGAAGAAUGCUGGUAUCUACGUGCGGCCGCGCCUUUUUUCUCCGUAUGUGGAAGAGGCAAAGACCGUUCUGGAUGAGAUGAUGGUGGAGCAGACUGACCUGGUUCGCUUGAGGCUGGUGCGCAUGUCCAAUGUCCCUGACACCCUCUACAUGGUCAACAACGCCGUCCCCCAGUGCUGCCACAUGAUCAACCACCAGCAAAUGACUAGCAACUCGGCCUCCGCACCGUCCGUUGUAGCUAAUGAAAUCCCAGUGCCUCAGUUGUCUGUGGUGAAGGAGAUGAUCCGCCGUCUGCAGGAGCUGAGACACACGGAACAGGUACAGAGAGCCUACGCCCUUAACUGUGGAGAGGGGGCCACGGUGAGCUACGAGCUGCAGCUCCGGGUGCUCAGAGAAUUUGGACUGGCAGACGGAGCCACAGAGCUACUGCAGAAUCCGUACAAGUUCUUUCCUGAUGAGCGAUUUGGAGAUGAGAGUCCCAUUUUGGCCUUGCGUCAGGUGGGUCGCUGUCGCGUGAACAGCAGCCCGGCCAUGGACAGCAUGUUUACUGACAUGGAGGGAGUUGGAGGCUUCCACCCUCCUCUGCCUCCUCCACCUCCUCCCUACCACCCCCCUGCCACCCCCAGCCAUGCCCAUAUAAAAGGAGCCUGGCGACCCCGGGUGCCCAUGCCCACUCCGACCCGCUCCUUCUCCUACCCCUGUAACCGCACCCUCAUCCAGAGACACGUGUCCUCCAAACAUGGCAGCUCUGAGUAUUCAUCAGUGCCCAGGCCCCAGCCCCCAGACUGCACCAACCCACAGGCCAUGGGGCGUGCUCUGCUAGACCAGCAGGCGAUGAAUGUGGAGCCAGUCAUGAGGGAGUUCAUGCCUGAUAUUGCCCUGGGAGUGUCAGUGCUGUCUCUGAGGGAGCAGCACAUGGACAUGGACAGAGAGGGGCCUCACAGUCCUAUGGGCCCCUCAGGCCUGCACCUGCCUCACGGCCCCUGCCCCUCGGCUCGCCUCAGCCACAACCACGGCCCUGGACAUGGUCACUCUUGUAAAAGACACGCCCCUGAACCUAAGCUGGAGGCUCAAGCAGAGUUUCCUGACCUGUACGACUUCUCCUGUCGACCUGCUACCCCCACCUCCGCUCACCCUCGGCCCUCUUUUCCAGGACCCGAUCUCUACAGCCACAGCUGCACCUCUGGCUCCUACCAGCCCUCUUACAUCUGUGACUCUCAGGGCCACUCCCAGGGGCGGAGCGCACAGGACCCGCUGCGGUUAGAUGUCCUCGGAAUGACCUCACAGAGACAUGAGCCUGUCCUCUCCAGCCCUUCUGGGGCACAGGCUAGACUGGGACAUGUCCCAAGGGGAAGAUCAAAUGAAACAGACUUGACUCACGGCUUAGGUCAUUUGCGCUCUCCCAGCGGAACUGUGGACAGUUAUGAGGACAGGCUCACAGGAGCCAGAGAACCAGCCGAGGAGAUGGUUCUGGGGGCGGAACAGUCAGGCCCCUCCCCUGUCCCACAACCCCACAGGAACAGUGUGACCGAGGACCGCCGCUCUCCCAACAAGCCUGAAUACCCUUAUAAAAAAUCAGCACUUUAACCCCAGGAGGAGCCGGGGUUGAGUUUGGAAAAGGGAAACCUAAUGCUGUCUGUCCCGGUGGAUGGCAAAGCACUAAAUGUGUGUGAAUGUGUGUUUGAGAGGAGCAGGGGAAGGGGGAUGAUAGUAGCUAUUUAUAGUUUGUCCUUUUGUCCUACCUCUGUCACAUUGUGCUAUCCAUCACACACUCACUAUAGAGAGAACGCUGCAGGUUAACAGUCAAUGCUUCUCAUUGAUCUCCAAAGCUCCUUGGUCUUCAGUUUGGAGUCUAAAGCAUGGAGGGGUCAGGGAGCAGAGCAACAUCAGACCUGCCUGAUGUGUCACAACACUACAAGGGUUCAAUACAAAUGGAUUACUUCUCAGAAUGCUCAGAUGGCAGGAUCUGUAUCUCAGUUUACACAAGCGAACAAUGGCACAUGCUUUGAGACUUACAGUAAGGUAGAAUAUGGCUGUGUAUCACUCCCCUCAUGUUAACAUUUCCAUUUUCUUCUCGUAGCAUGCCUCUCGUUGCCCACCUGACUUAGUUUACCGCUUUGGGCACUAGCUAUGCAGUGUUGAUGUGUAACGAUCUGGAUCCUGGCCGCACAAGGAAUUGAAACUGACAGGAAGUAGGUCAUCAUAGCUCGUCAUUGUGGGAUAAUUGUGUCGGAUUUGAAUGAUCACAGCCGCUACGUCUCCAAAUGAGAGACACAUUUCCGCUGCAGUUUGAAGUUGAUGGGGAAGAACGGGUUCAUUAUAGCGGAUGAUACAGGGCUUUAUUGCAGAUGAUGUAUGGGUUUCAAAAUGGCCGCCUGUUUAUUCUAGCAUCAAAGCAGGUCUGUGAGGAUAUUGAUGUUGGACAAUCUCAGUACUGUACCCACCCAUUUUAGUCAGGUCUGUUCAGACAUAUCAGAGCCAAGUGUAUCGGGGUGUACUGUUGUUUAAGUGUGCAAAUUCUCCUUUUCCUUAAAUUUAUUUCAGCAGCGUCAAAUAUUGCAAACUAAAGCCUUACCUGGUACUUUAAAUAUCAGUUUUAGCAACCUUUAUUCAGCUAAGUAUGAUGUCAUUACUAUCCUCACUACAGUAUAAUCACUUUCUGACUGUUUUGAUUACCAUGGAGACACACACUGCAGUUUGGGCUACAGUUGUUUGUUGAAGCCAAUGUUGUAGAUGCUGUUGAUUACAUUACAUAGCUGCAGCAGGAGUAGCCCUCCCACACAACACAGAGUUCACACUGAGCUCAUCACAUCCAGUAGCUGAGCACCACCUCACUCACAAUCAUUGCACUGUGGAGCCACACAUGUAGUUGAAGGGAAAAAAAACAUUUCAACAAAAAGGAAGUGAAAUUGGAGAAUAGUCCAAAUGCUGGCUCCUGUCUAAUGAAUUUGUAUAUAAUAAGUAAAGUCCCUGAGUUGAAUAGCUUGUCACAUUUUAGUGGUUGUUGAAGGUUUGUACUUUUACUGUAGUGGACAACACUGUGUACUUGUCUUGUCAUGAACUCACCAAGAAUGUGUGGUUUACAAUGUAAAGAUUAUGUCCAAGAAGCUAUUUUGUUCUUAAACGUUAUGCAUUUAAGGCAGUUCAAUAUUGUAGGUGGAGUGACUUGUCAACAUGUUUUUCUUCCUUUACUUUAAAGAGCCCAUAUUACGCUAUUUUUUGAUUUGUUAUGUUGUUGUUUUUUUUAUUAAAAACGUAACUGGAGAUAUGCUUUGUUUCAUUCACAAGCUUAACACACAAACCCUGCAUAUUUAGGCUGAGUUCUUCUCUCAAACAGAAAACACUGUUCCAAUUUGUGAAUGCCAAUCUCUUUUGAACUGAAGGUAAAAGGUAGCUGUUGACAAACUGCAAACUACCACUAUAUGACGUCACAAUGUGGAACAACAAUAUUGAGCUUUGGAGACAGACUAAUAUUGCAGGAUUAAUUAGACAUGAGUGAAUGAAAGAAAACACAACUCCAGGUAUGUUUUUGAUGAGCUAACAAGUUCACAAGAAUCCAUGUUAUGUAAUAUAGGACCUUUAAAAGUAAUAGGACUGUGUAGAGGAUCUGCAGAUCUAGCCUUCUGCUUUAAAGAGCGCCAAGCAGAAAAAAUAAUUUUCCAUCUUGCUUCAUGAGGAAAAAAUGCAAAGGUCCAGAUUCCUCCUCAUGUUCAUGUUGGUUAGUUAUUUUAUUUUCCAGGACAAUGUUCCACUGAAUAAAAGUUUUGUUUUGCUCUUUUGCUGUUAGAGAAGUCAGUGCCUUCCCUGCCUGCAGCUGGGCUUUAUUGGAGAUGUGACUUAACUGUCUAUGCAAGCUCUUUUCUACCAGCUAACCAGCCUGCAUCACUUUGAACUCUCAUGUAGCUUGUUUGUGUACAUAGUGUUAUUUAGCACCUUUUCAAUUUCAAAUGUGGGAUAAUUGCUUGUGUUGAAUUCUAAAACAUGUUUGUAGACUGAUAUUAAGUUCCAUUUAGUUUCACUGAAUCUAUUUUUCUACUGUCACCUUGAGGGGUGCGUAACAGUGGUCAACUUGGCAUCAUAAAAAUAAACUGGUUUGAUAUGAUGUAA
Messenger RNA from Periophthalmus magnuspinnatus, 6293 nucleotides. RefSeq names its product BTB (POZ) domain containing 7 (gene btbd7). The record is from RefSeq and is a predicted model, not a curated record. NCBI's taxonomy places the organism in Eukaryota, Metazoa, Chordata, Actinopteri, Gobiiformes, Gobiidae. Gene Ontology annotation, molecular function: protein binding. Gene Ontology annotation, biological process: morphogenesis of a branching epithelium. The transcript is spliced from 11 exons. The coding region runs from base 435 to 3773 and encodes 1112 amino acids.